Messenger RNA from Coregonus sp. 'balchen', 1365 nucleotides. The record is from the annotation of a GenBank genome assembly. NCBI's taxonomy places the organism in Eukaryota, Metazoa, Chordata, Actinopteri, Salmoniformes, Salmonidae.
AUGGAAGAGUCAGGAGGCAGGCCACGCUACCCCAAGCGGGAAGACAGGAAGAGGGGCCCUGUGGCAGACGAAGCUGAGACCUGGAGGAACCAGGAUGCAGGGAGAGGAUACAGCCCCAAGCCGGAGAGGCGUGGCCAGGGGAAGAGGGGAGGCCAGGGAGGGAUCCACCGCGCCAGCGCCAAGAAGGGAGGGAUGGAGUCACUGAGCAGCUCCCCUGGAGGGGGAUUCAAGGAAGGCCACAGCCCCUCUCAGAGGGAGGACUUCCAGAGAGCCAGGUACCAACGCUAAGACUGAACAGUUAGAAUUUCCCAUAGGAAAAAACAUGUCACGCUAAGAUGCCAUGCUAACAUUAUUUGCAGGUACCCAGAGAGCCAGCAGGCCGAGGGCCGGGAGGAGAACUGGAGAGCGCGCCCUUCACAGUUCUGGAGGAGAACUUCUCGGGGAGAGGACAGGGAGCAGAGGAGAGACAACGUUGACAACACAGUUCACUCAGGUAAACCAACACCUCCUGGCAUGUAGACAGGUAGGGGUGUCGACGACUCUGGGUAAUGUAGUACACCUCCUGGCAUGUAGACAGGUAGGGGUGUCGACGACUCUGGGUAAUGUAGUACACCUCCUGGCAUGUAGACAGGUAGGGGUGUCGACGACUCUGGGUAAUGUAGUACACCUCCUGGCAUGUAGACAGGUAGGGGUGUCGACGACUCUGGGUAAUGUAGUACACCUCCUGGCAUGUAGACAGGUAGGGGUGUCGACGACUCUGGGUAAUGUAGUACACCUCCUGGCAUGUAGACAGGUAGGGGUGUCGACGACUCUGGGUAAUGUAGUACACCUCCUGGCAUGUAGACAGGUAGGGGUGUCGACGACUCUGGGUAAUGUAGUACACCUCCUGGCAUGUAGACAGGUAGGGGUGUCGACGACUCUGGGUAAUGUAGUCAGGAAGGACAGGGAGCAAAUGGCAAGAGACCUCUCAGCUCAGCCAACCAACACCCAGACAAAGUCUCAUCUUCAGUAGGCAUGGGGCGCAUUCAACUUUAAAGGCGAGUCGAGACGCAUCACCUUGCAUCGUAAUGAACUACUCAAUCUUAUUUGUAGAUCAGUCAGUCACAAUUUACCCAUGAAACAUCACAGAUUUAAUGGUCUCGAACACGGCCGUGGAGUCAAAAGUGUGUGAAGGACUCUAGGUAACAUAGUUUGUGUCUCCAGUGGGAAGGAGGUCUCUGGGUAACGUAGUUUGUCUCUCCAGUGGGAAGGAGGUCUCUGGGUAACGUAGUUUGUGUGCCUCCAGGGGGCAGGAAUCGUAGGAACCGUAACUGGAGGCGGUGUCUAGGUGAGGAGGACCAGGGGCCGGUGGUGGAUGAGUCGGCU